Marasmius oreades (fairy-ring Marasmius) is the source of this 471-nucleotide messenger RNA. RefSeq lists its product as uncharacterized. Bases 1 to 471 code for a protein of 156 amino acids. The transcript has 3 exons. Lineage: Eukaryota; Fungi; Basidiomycota; Agaricomycetes; Agaricales; Marasmiaceae. Gene Ontology annotation, molecular function: thiosulfate-cyanide sulfurtransferase activity. Gene Ontology annotation, cellular component: mitochondrion. The record is from RefSeq and is a predicted model, not a curated record.
AUGUUGUCAAAAGCUCUCUCCUCCCUCGCUCGUCCCGUAUCUCGUUCUGUCGGCUCAGUGAGAUACGUUCAACACCUUUCGGCCCCCUCUACCCUCGACUCCUGGGCUCGGUAUCCAUCUGCGAGGCUCAUAACAUACGAUUUGUUAAAACCGAAGACUCUAAAUCCCCGUGCAAAUUCAAUAUUGGUUGAUGUCCGUGGACCUGACGAAGUAGAACACGGCAUGAUCCCCUCAGCCGUCCACAUUCCCAUCACCAACCUUGAAGAGUCGCUCAAAUAUCCUCCAGAAGUCUUCCAGGAGAGAUAUGGUAUUCCGAAACCUAGUAAGGACCAGGAGAUUACGUUCUACUGCAAGAAGGGUUUGAGGAGUACGAUGGCGACUGAAAUUGCUUUGCGCCAUGGUUUCACGAACAUCAUAAACUACAGAGGCUCGUGGAUCGAAUGGUCGCAGAGGGAGAACAAUGUUGAUUGA